CUCCAUCGUCCAUUUCUGAACUUGAUAUUCUUCACUUUGAAAGACCGCCUUAUGGAAGGCCGAAAAUGAUCAAUAAACGAAACGAAUCCAGAAACUCCUUGAAUGAAUUGUCCAAAAAUCCAUUCGUUACUUUAUCUCCAAUGAAAAGUAAUCCAUCUUUCUAAUAACCCUGCCCCAUCCUAUAUAUAUUAUUAAUUAAAUAUAUCUUACAAAGGCCUGUCCCGAUAUUAAUAAGUAAUUCACAGAACUGAAUAUGGAGGAUCAUCAUUGUUAUUAUAGUAAUAAUAAUAAUGAUUUCCGCGUAUCAUUUCGGAGGUGGAUGUGGUUGGUGGCGGCGGUGAUGGCGGUGGGGGGGCAAGGAGGGAAAUUGUCCGGAGUGGAGGGACUGGGAUGCAAUUUGGGGUCUAGGGCAACGCAUCCGCUGCCGCCGGACAUCGUAGUGAAGCUGAUGAAGGACAACGGGUUCGACAAGGUGAAACUGUUCGAGGCGGAAGGUCCGAUAUUGAGGGCGCUGGGGAGGUCGGGGAUCGAGGUGAUGGUCGGAAUUCCCAACGACAUGCUGGCCGGCCUCGCCGCCAGCGUCAGCGCCGCCGAGGCUUGGGUGGCUCAGAAUGUGUCCGCUUUCAUUUCCAAGUAUGGCGUAGACAUAAGGCACGUGGCGGUAGGAAAUGAACCAUUCUUGAAAACGUACAAAGACAAAUUCGUGCUAACAACAUUUCCGGCACUGAAGAAUAUCGGAGCGGCACUGGUCAAAGCUGGCUUAGGUCGUCAGGUCAAAGUCACGGUCCCACUAAACGCCGACGUGUAUGACACGUCCACCGGCGUUCCCUCCGGCGGAAACUUCCGGCCCGAGAUAGAACCACUCAUGCUCUCCAUCGUCAAAUUCCUCAGCGACAACGACGGCCACCUCACCAUCAACAUCUACCCUUUCCUCAGCCUAUACGCCGACUCCCACUUCCCCGUCGAUUACGCCUUCUUCAACGGCGCCGCCUCCCCGGUCGUCGACGGCUCCACCGUUUACACCAACGUCUUGGACGCCAAUUACGACACUCUGGUCUGGGCCCUCGAGAAAAACGGGUACGGGUCACUGCCCAUCAUCAUCGGGGAGGUCGGGUGGCCCACCGACGGCGACCAGAAUGCGAAUCUGGAGUAUGCCCGGAAGUUCAAUCAGGGGUUAGUGGACCGGAUAAUUCAGGGCCGGGGAACCCCGAAGCGGCCGUCGUCGCCGCCGGACACGUAUCUGUUCGGGCUGAUCGACGAGGACGCCAAGAGCAUCGAUCCAGGAAACUUCGAGAGGCAUUGGGGGCUGUUCUACUUCGACGGCACGAUCAAGUAUCAGCUAGAUCUGGGAAACAACCGGAGUUUGACGCCGGCGAAGGGCGUCCGGUAUUAUCCCCGGCAGUGGUGCGUUUUAGCCGGGGACGCCAAUCCAGCGGACCCCACCAGCUUGGAGGCCUUUGUCAACUACGCCUGCGGCUUAGCCGACUGCACGAGCCUCGGCUUCGGCUCGUCCUGCGCCGGCUUGGACGCCCGGGGAAACGCUUCUUAUGUGUUCAAUAGUUACUAUCAGACGAUGAAUCAGACGAGAAGCGCGUGCGGCGACAAGACGCAGAAUUUGGGGGCGAUUACCAAGAUCGACCCGUCUCCGACGCGCUCUUCGCAGGGAGGCGCGUGCAGGUUUGAGGUCAUGAUCGACGUCGCCGCGCACAAGAAGAAGUCUCCUUUUCCAGGCACUUCUUCCGCCGUGAAGCAGCAGAGUUCUUUUUCCGUUCUUGGGGCCGUGCAAGCUGCGGCCACCAUUGUGUUUAUGGCGUUUUCAUGAUUUCAUAUUCAAUUUAUCAUUUUCUCUGCUGUAAAGUUAAAUACUCGUACAAAUUAGUUUCUUUGGCCAUAGAAACUCAUAAGCUAGCUAUGGUAUUAUGUUGUACAAUAGUAUUUUUUCCUAUUUUCUACUUUACAAAAGUCUCAAUAAGCUUUGCUUCAUUAAAUAUGUAGUCUAAAUUUGAUAUAUAAAAUAAAAGAUUGAAAAUGAUUUAGUUUGAUCAUGUAAAUAGUGGACGAGAACUUU
Cuscuta epithymum is the source of this 2068-nucleotide messenger RNA. The record is from the annotation of a GenBank genome assembly. Lineage: Eukaryota; Viridiplantae; Streptophyta; Magnoliopsida; Solanales; Convolvulaceae.